AUGGCCCCCUCAGCCCAAGCAGGGCUGAUCCCCUCCUUCGUCGCUGCAAUCCAAGCCUCCCUCUCCGUCCUCCUCGUAAUAUCCUACGGCGCCAUCGCCGCCCACCUCAAGCUCCUGGACCCCAGCGCCUCAAAAUCCAUCUCCAAGAUCUGCGUGCGGAUGUUCCUGCCCGCCCUCCUGCUCACCCAAAUCGGCUCAGAACUACAUUCCGGCUCCGCGCACCGUUAUCUCAUCAUCCUCGCCUGGGCCAUUAUCUGCCAUCUCGUCUCAUUCUUCAUCGGGAUCGCGGCGCAUUACUUUUUAGGGAUGCCGGAUUGGAUCACGGCGGCUAUUAUGUUUAACAACACGACGAGUUAUCCACUGUUAUUGAUUCAGAGUCUGGAUCAGACGGGCAUUUUGGGGAGUUUGAUCAUGGAGGAGGGGGAGACGACCAGGGCUGCGAUUGAGCGGGCGAAGUCGUAUUUCCUCGUUUUUGCAACAGUGUCGAGCUGUCUUACGUUCGCAGUAGGACCAAGAUUGAUUGACUCGGAGCAUGGUCCCGAUCCUCCAAGCGAUAAGGAGGAGAUUGAGGAUGACGAUGAGGGGGGAAGGGAUGAGGAGAAUGGGGGCGAUGCGGAUGAUGAGAUGAGUCCGACGACUGAGCACACCGGCUUGCUGUUUCCGAGGCAGAGACAAGCGUCCGUUGCUUCGAUGUCAUUUUAUCCUUCGAGGAGACAGUCGAUCGCACCGGCUAUUGCAUAUGACCGGAGGCCGUCGGUUAUUGCGAGGAAGAAGUGGGUGAAGUUGGGAGAUCGGACGAAGUGGUGGUUGCUUUUCUUGUUUGACUUUCUCAAUGCGCCAUUGCUGGGAGCUGUGCUAGGUGCGAUCAUCGGUCUUGUCCCCACCCUGCAUGUUGCUUUCUUCAGCGACACGGAGGAUGGCGGGAUCUUUACUGCGUGGUUGACGGAAUCAUUCAAGACUAUCGGCUCAUUGUUCGUCCCCCUCCCUGUCGUAGUUGCGGGUGUCUCACUAUACAUGUCGACCCAAAAAUUGAACGAGGACUCGAACUCCAGAACUGGAACGCCAUGGUUGACGACUUUGUUUGUGCUGGCGGUCAGAUUUGUGUUUUGGUCGGUCGUCUCGAUUGGGGUUGUUUAUAUACUGGCGAAGAAGACAGAUGCUCUUGGAGAAGAUCCGAUGUUGUGGUUUGCGAUGAUGUUGAUGCCAACAGGCCCUCCCGCAAUGAAGCUGAUCACGAUGGUCGAGGUCAGCAACGCCGACGAAGAAGACGAAGACAAGAUUGCAAAAUUACUGACAAUAUCAUACAUCAUCUCUCCUAUCCUGGCAUUUACUGUGGUGGGCAGUUUACGUGCUAGUGUGGCAGCCAUUUGA
Messenger RNA from Hyaloscypha bicolor E, 1371 nucleotides. RefSeq lists its product as uncharacterized. NCBI's taxonomy places the organism in Eukaryota, Fungi, Ascomycota, Leotiomycetes, Helotiales, Hyaloscyphaceae. The record is from RefSeq and is a predicted model, not a curated record. Gene Ontology annotation, cellular component: membrane; endoplasmic reticulum. The coding region runs from base 1 to 1371 and encodes 456 amino acids. Gene Ontology annotation, biological process: transmembrane transport. The transcript is spliced from 3 exons.